Molecule: messenger RNA, 1897 nt
Organism: Linum trigynum
Lineage: Eukaryota; Viridiplantae; Streptophyta; Magnoliopsida; Malpighiales; Linaceae
Source: the annotation of a GenBank genome assembly
UAUGGUAUUGUGUGAUAUUACCACACUAUACCAUAUGGUAUUGGGUGGUAACGAAAUAUAUAUUGAUAUUACCACACUAUACCAUAUGGUAUUGGGUGGUAACGAAAUAUAUAUUGAUAUUACCACACUAUACCAUAUGGUAUAAACUGGUAAUAACUGGAAAAAAAUUUUGUGUCAAAAAAAUAUUAAAGUGGAUAUCAUUUUGAAGAGCAUAAUUAAUCUGAUCUAACUGUGCAAAAAAAAUUAAAUUUCGACUUAAAACGAGUGAGAAAUCUUCCGUUAAAGAUUAAGAGAAGGAAAAUUAAAGGUUUUUCGAUGAGAGAGAAGGAGGUCCUGAUGUGGUCGGUCAAAAGUCAGCGCGUCAGCAAUAAAUAGGGGAUAAAUGCAUUUUACCUUACUGCCCUUUAGCAUUUAAUUUAAAUAAAAAAGUAACUGACACGUGGAGAGAGGAGAGAGGGAUUACUGAUGGGUUACUCACCCGAUCUGCUCCCCAGGUAGCUGGCUAAGUUUAUUUCACUCUACUGUCAUAGCCAAGAAUAUAUUUUAAUGGGGUUAAAAAUUGAUGCAAUGUUUGUCCCCACGCUUCACCAAGAACCCAAAUUUCAGGAUUUGACAAGUCCGUCAAAAUAUGGGAUCAACAAUAAAGGUAGUUUCUUUGAAGAUAAGGCCCAUGGUUCAAAAUAUACUAAUUCACCUAAAAUAAUCCAUAAUUUUUAAUGUGCUUUCAUGGUUGUCAAACCCGGCUCUGACCGGCCAGUCCGACCGGGUUGGGCCGGAACCGGGCACAAAAGGGGCCAGCACCAGCCAUAUUCCGAGCUAGCCGGCAACCGGUCAAAGCCGGUCAAAACCGGGGUCUGCCCGGAUUUAUCCGGUUACCGGCUAGUGAUGAAACGACGACAGUUUGGAGAUUGAGAUUUGUAACCCUAAAUCCGAUUCCGCCCUUCCUUUCCGUCGAGUCAACCGAUGCAGCAAAGCAAGCAGCCCAGAUCUCCUCCGUCUCUCGUGCGUCCUCCAAAAUUUCCUCCUUCCGCCGGCAUCGAUCGACGCCUCUCGCGCACAGCGACGCCGCUCUCCUGCCAUCGCCUGGAACCGAGCUCCACACAUCUCGACCCAGCUCACCCCGUCGCGACACGACGCCUGCUCCCGGCGGCCUCGACGAGCUCCACACAUCUUGACCCAGCUCACCCCGCCGCGACACGACGCCUGCUCCCGGCGGCCUCGACCCAGCUCUCGGCCGCCUCAACCCAGCUCCCGUCGGCCCUACCCAGCUUCGUUCUUCUAUUAGGUUACUGUUUCCCAGCGGUAUUUUUCUUCUUUUCUUCUGGUGAGUAGCUUAGGAAACAAUAUAGAAUCUAUAGAUUCAUUCGCUUGUUGUGGUUGUUAUUAGUUGAUUAGGAAUUUAGGACGGAAUGCAGUAGCUUGGUAGAUGAAAUUGAUGAUGUUUUGCCAUCUUGUUAAUUACUUUAUUUUUAUUUUGAGAUGUCAUAUAAUAUAUGUGUAUAAUUUAUUAGGUGUUAGUGGAUCCCCAAUAUUAACUCCUAUAUCCUGUUAAAACCGGCUUAAUCCGGUUGAAUCCCGAUCCGACCAUUAAACCUCAAAUCCCUUGCCAAACCGGCUUGAAAACUUAAUCCGGUUUGACAACCUUGUGUGCUUUCACUUUCCAAGUAGGGUCAAUGGACCCGAGAAUCCCUAAACUAGCUCCGAUGCUCACAGAUUUGCACCGACAACCUGCUAUUGCUAAAGUUUGACAUUGAGAGCACAAUUUAUUUCGUUGUCACACGCGGCUAAUGUGGAGUAAUACAAGAAAAUGGGUUUUUUUAAGACAAAAAGUGUGAUUCUCAUUCCUCAAAAGAUAGAUUACUACAAUGGUGUAAAGGAAUGAACAUAACUGACAGAU